AUGUUCUGGAUUAUGAGAAAAAAAAACAAAGAAUACCUUCUAAAAUUCAUGAAAAAUCGCGCUGCUGGCAAAAAAGAGUUCAAGAUAAUGGAAAGUCUGAAGCAUGAAAAUGUUGUUCGAGUGAUUUCAAGCCAGCUUUUCAACUUUAAAAAUGUUGAGUACUUUGGAAUAUUCAUGGAAUUCUAUCUUCGAGGCGAUCUUGAAGAAUUUCUCAAUCGAAAAAAAAGUGACGAAGGAAACUGGUCUGAAAAUGAUGCGCUGAAAUUUAGCAGCCAGCUUAUUUAUGGCCUUUCUUACCUUCAUGAAAAUCAAAUUGUUCAUCGAGACAUUAAGCCAAAGAAUAUCUUUCUCACAGAAAGCGAUCAGCUUAAAAUUGGAGAUUUCGAUGUUUCAGAACAUAUCUCGACAACCCGAAAAACAACAAAAGUCGGGACGGAACUCUACAUGCCUCCUGAGUCGCUGGACAAUCAUGGAGAAGAAAAUCUGAGUCAUAAAAUCGAUAUCUGGGCAUGCGGAUGUGUUCUUUAUUAUAUUGCCUACCUAGAGCAUCCGUUCCUUGAAAAGUCAAGAUUUAAAACUUCCGCGAGAAUAUAUGAAGUUGAUGCAAAAGAACCCACAACAAUUUUUCCGAAAUGCCAGUCAUUGAUCGAGAUUUGCUUGAAAAAAGAACCAGGGGAAAGAGUCGAGAACGCGAUGAUAUUGUCUGAGCAUCGCGAUAUCCGGAAUCUGAUUUGUCAACUUGAAGCAAAAAUCGAACCUAAUAAUCUUUCUUUUUCAAACAGCUACGAAGAUUGCGUUCGACUUGCGAAUAAGAAAUUGAAGAGAGACAAAGAGUUGCUGGAAGAGAUUCUUAAUCAUCAUGAAGAUUUAAGAAAUUUAGAAAUCGAAUAUUCUGUCAAAAAAGUUUUUGAUUUUAUCGGAAAGAAGACGAAAAAAACUGUUGAAGACUUUAACAAAGCAUAUCCGAGAAAUUUUCUUAUAAAAUCAAGACUUCAAGGAAUAGGUUAUUAUUUUGGGGCCGACGAUAGAAAUGUUCGAUUCAGCAAUGAAUAUAAAGAAAAAUUCAAACUUUCGUUUAUUUUCGAUGCCGUUGACCGUGGAAUCCGACACAUAAAUCUAAAAUUCUGUUUCGACAAAAGCAUUGAUAUUCGACAUGGCGAUUGGGAAAUUAAGUCGCCAAAACUUAUCGAGUUUGACCCUCCUGUUGAUGGAAAAGAUUGGUCUGAUUGGAAAUUAUCGAUAAAAAAUAACAGAAAGCAAUUAAAAUUCGAAGCGUUCGCCGAGAACAUUUGUUAUGACACUGGCGUUGUUUCUUCUCGAGUGGAGAAUAUUCAAAGCAAGACUGUCGAUGGAGCAGAAGUUGUUGAAACUCCAGCUAUCGGAUAUCUUGGAUAUCUCAGAUGGAACAUAGCGUUAUUGAUGUCAUGA
Oikopleura dioica is the source of this 1428-nucleotide messenger RNA. The record is from the annotation of a GenBank genome assembly. Lineage: Eukaryota; Metazoa; Chordata; Appendicularia; Copelata; Oikopleuridae.